Messenger RNA from Lasiosphaeria miniovina, 1548 nucleotides. RefSeq lists its product as uncharacterized. Lineage: Eukaryota; Fungi; Ascomycota; Sordariomycetes; Sordariales; Lasiosphaeriaceae. The record is from RefSeq and is a predicted model, not a curated record. Gene Ontology annotation, cellular component: cytoplasm; plasma membrane; cytosol. Gene Ontology annotation, molecular function: ubiquitin protein ligase binding; protein-macromolecule adaptor activity. Gene Ontology annotation, biological process: ubiquitin-dependent endocytosis. The coding region runs from base 1 to 1548 and encodes 515 amino acids. The transcript is spliced from 3 exons.
AUGCCGCACCGCGUUGUGAACUUCUUCCGGUCAUCAAGCCAAUCCCUCGAGAACCAAGUGUCCAUUCUCGCCAAAAAGAAGGCUGCAAGCACUGCCAGGAGGCGAGACUCACCCAGCAGAGACGGCAGAGAGUCCCGUACCCGAGAGCAGGUGUUUUCAUAUGCAUCGUCCCUGGACGACGACACAGACGACUCGCAUGCCCCUCCAUAUACCCCGCGUCUGACCAUGGGCGAGUCCCGGUCGAGCAGUUUCUCUUCGGACUCGCAGAAGGAUCGCGACAACGCCCACCACCAUAGAAUCUCGUUUCCGGUGAUGCACUUUGGGCGCACUGGAAAGGAAAGCCAUGCAACGGCGCAAGUAUCACUAGAUUGGAAGCUCGAGUCUCCUCCAAUCGUUAUGUAUGGCGACGCAGAGACCAGUACCGGCGCACUUGUCUCGGGCCAGCUGUUUCUCAAUGUCAAAGAGGCGGGGCUCGAGAUCGAGUCGUUCAAUGCCACGUUAAAUAUCCACAUAACGCAAAAGAAGCCCUUCGUGCACCAUUGUCACGAGUGCACCAACCAGUACACCGAUCUGAAAACAUGGAACUUUCUCCCUCAGCCAUUGACAAUGACCAAAGGCGAGCACUCGUUCCCAUUUUCUGUUCUCCUGGAUGGCCAUCUACCUUCCACCAUGGAUGGUCCGCUAGUGUCGAUUGCCUAUGAGAUCAAAGCCGAAGCCAUCCCUAGGAGCAACGGCACAUGCCUGACCCCCGUCCGCCUUGAAAAGGUGCUCGAGGUGAAGCGCAGUUUAGCGACGUCUGAGACGCCACACCAUUCGGUUCGCGUUUUCCCGCCGACAAACAUAAAGGCCAGCGCCCACUUUCCCCAUGUGAUCCACCCAAUCGGGAGUUCCACGCUCUCUCUCCGCCUGGACGGUAUCGCAAAGCAUAACGCAAAGGUCAACACCAUGGAGUACUGGAAAUUAAAGAAGCUCACGUGGCGACUGGAAGAGACGGUUAAGACGGUCGCACCGGCUUGUGGUCGACAUACCCCCAAGCCGGUCGAAAGUGCAGAUCAGCAAGACGACGAACAGAAAAAGGGUGUUGUUCGAACCGACACCCGAGCAAUUGGUGAAAAGACUCUCUUCUCGGGCUGGAAGAGUAACUACUUGAGCCCUACCGACAGCAUGGUUGAAGUUGAGCUCGAGUACAACUUGGCCAAACAUGCUAAAUCGGCGUGUGAUACUAAGAGCCGUGACGGUACCGAGGUGACGCACCAGCUCAUGGUUGAAAUGGUAGUCUCACAGGAGUGGGCCCCUGUCAACAAGCCGGCCCUCGUGACCCACACUGGCGUGGGCCGAAUACUCCGGAUGCACUUCGCUACCGUCCUCACGCAGCGUGCAGGCAUUGGUAUCAGCUGGGACAAUGAAGCGCCCCCGAUCUAUCAGGACGUACCUCCAAGCCCACCUGCAUACAGCCGAGCCACAUUUCUGGACGGAGAUAAUAUAAUCCCCGAGACUAUGGAGUCUCUCGACGGCGUCGUUGGUGAUGCGAGUUCUGAAGGGAGUUGA